Molecule: messenger RNA, 2023 nt
Organism: Odocoileus virginianus texanus
Lineage: Eukaryota; Metazoa; Chordata; Mammalia; Artiodactyla; Cervidae
Gene: GEMIN2
Product: gem nuclear organelle associated protein 2
Biological process (GO): spliceosomal complex assembly; spliceosomal snRNP assembly
Cellular component (GO): SMN complex; nucleus; spliceosomal complex
Source: RefSeq, a predicted model, not a curated record
ACUCCGCGCCUAACGCGCCUCCAUGUGCGCCUGCGCAAGCUCUGGCGCAUGCGCUGGGUGGGACGCUCUUCAUUGAAAACUAUGGCGUGGGUUCCUGCGGAGUCUGCGGUGGAGGAGUUGAUGCCACGGCUUUUGCCGGUGGAGCCCUGCGACUUGACGGAAAGUUUCGAUCCCAGCGUACCUCCUAGCACUCCCCAGGAAUACCUGAGGCGGGUCCAGAUCGAAGCAGCUCAAUGUCCAGAUGUUGUGGUAGCUCAAAUUGACCCAAAGAAGUUGAAAAGGAAGCAAAGUGUGAAUAUUUCUCUUUCAGGAUGCCAGCCUGCCCCGGAAGGAUUCUCCCCCACUCUUCAGUGGCAACAGCAGCAAGUGGCACAGUUUUCAACUGUUCGGCAGAGUAUGAACAGACAUAGAAGUCACUGGAAAUCACAACAGUUGGAUAGUAAUGUGACCAUGCCAAAAUUUAGAGAUGAAGAAGGCUGGAAAAAAUUUUGUCUAGGUGAAAGGUUAUGUGCUGAAGGUGCUGUUGGACCAGCUGCAAGUGAAAGUCCUGGAAUCGAUUAUGUACAAAUUGGUUUUCCUCCCUUGCUUAGUAUUGUUAGCAGAAUGAAUCAGUCAACGGUAACUAGUGUCUUGGAAUAUCUGAAUAAUUGGUUUGGAGAAAGAGACUUUACUCCAGAAUUGGGAAGAUGGCUUUAUGCUUUAUUGGCUUGUCUUGAAAAACCUUUACUACCGGAGGCUCAUUCACUGAUUCGGCAGCUUGCAAGAAGGUGCUCUGAAGUGAGGCUUUUGGUGGACAGCAAAGAUGAUGAAAGGGUUCCUGCUUUGAAUUUAUUAAUCUGCUUGGUUAGCAGGUAUUUUGACCAGCGUGACUUAGCUGAUGAGCCAUCUUGAUGUAGCUGAUCUCUCAGAGAUAGAAGAUACUUGUGAUGAAGACAGCCUGAGUCUGAGGAAGUGCACUGCCAGUUCAAGUGCAGAUUGCCUCACAUUUUCAGCACCCUGUGAAGAGUCUUCAACUUAACCUGUGCAACUCAGGUUGAUCUUAGAAGAUAGGUUGUAUUAUUUUGAAUAUCUGAGGUAUCUUUGAAAGAUCUUACCCAGUUUUUAAUGAAUAAGCAGUUUUCUGUAAUCACGUGCUUUUAGAGCAAAAGUAAAAGAUAUUGAUGAAGCAUCCUACACAGAACCUGUAUGGUAAACUUGUACAGAGGUCUUUGGUGCUGUUUUGUUAUUUACAUAUAUACAUAUAAAAUUUUAUUGAAAAUAUGUUUUGGUUACUAAAUUUUGUUUGACUCUUUUAACAAAACAAAAGACAGCAGACUAAUGUCCUUAGUAUUAGAAUUAAGAUAAUCUGGAUUAUAUGACAUGUGUAUUCAUAGUUAGCUACAAAAUUAGUCUGAUGUUUUCUCUUUACGCUCAGUACUUUUAUCUUUUAAAGUUUUCUUGCAUAAAUGCAAUUUUUUUCUUUACAAAUCAUUUUCUGUAAUACUAUAAAAGGUCAACACUUAAUUUUUCUGUCACAUCUUUUAUCAUAUCACUUAAAAUUUUUCUACUUCUAUAUCAGGUAGGAGUGUUUCAUACUUAAGUGACAGAAGAUCCAAGUAGCAAUGGUUUUUCAAAUAGGGAUUUAUUUUUCUCAUAUAACAAAAAACCUAGAGGAGCUGGCAUUGGUUCCGUGACUCCACUUUACCAAGGUCUCUGAAAGUCUGUUAGCUUUUCCCUCACGGUAAGAUGGCCACUGCAGUGCGGAGCAGUGUGUCUGUAUUCAAGACAGAAAAGUGAGGGGAGGAGGCAGGGCCUCGCACAUCUGAUCCUUUUCUCAUAAAAGCAAAACCUUCUCCAGAAAUCCACAGCAGACUUGUGUUCAUCUGUUGGCCUUGAAUGUAUAAAAUCAUUACCUCUAGCUCCAAGAAGAAUGAGAAAUGAAAUUGUAAGCUUUUCCAAUCUUUCUAAAGGGAAAUGGAAAAGGAAAAGAGGAUUGGGAAUAAACGUGGAUCGGGCAACCAGUAGUUUUGCCACUAGUUAUAAA